Messenger RNA from Amoebophrya sp. A120, 7177 nucleotides. The record is from the annotation of a GenBank genome assembly. Lineage: Eukaryota; Dinophyceae; Syndiniales; Amoebophryaceae.
GUCAUUAUCUCUGAGAGCAGUAUUGCUUCUAAGCAACGAGGGACGAGCGGCGCGACUGUUGUAAACAGCACCAGCUGGUCUUGCUCUCGAGAUCUUCUUUCUGAAGCUGAGUAUUGGUUUUUGUUUUCAAUUAUGACUCACCCUAGAAGCCGAGAGCCACCGGACCGGGCGGGUCGGGUCGGCGCCGUUCCAACCAUGAUUUUGACCAGAUUUUUAUCAAGCAAAAAAGUGUUAACGUUAACGGUUUUCAUGGAUUGCAAAUAUGCAUGACAAAUUUUGCCUAGUAUGCAUGCUAUGCAUGACAAAUUUGGGCACGUUUUGCGAUGCAUUACUGCAUCACAAAUUCCGUUAACGUUAACACUUUUUCCUGUGAUAAUUUUGGAAGAAGAUCUUCGUGUGAGGAAAUGGAUUGGCGUUAAAAAUGCAGCACAGCAGCUACAAGAAGCCUUUCCUUUUCCGACUACAUGUACAUCAAGGAAUUGUUGAAGUCGAUAAAGCACCACGUCGUAUUAACUGUGCCUUCCUCCGCGCUCCGGAGGAAGAUCAGGAUCAACGCCAGCGUGGCGCUUGUCGCCGGUGGUGAAAAUCAAAAUGCGGCGAACGCACAAACCGCGCAACCACCACGUUUUUGAGGAUUUUGUUGUCACGUUCCGGUUUUUUGUGCAACAAGUCUUGCUUUGGGUCGUCCACCAGAUUCUGACCGUUUCCGCUCUACUUUCCCUAGCAUAUAAUUAUCGCAAGCGGAAUUAUAAUAAUAGAGCGAUUCUGUUUCUGGGCAUCUUGUUUCUCCAAUCGUCCUACCAGGACAUCGUCUGGACGACCACAGCGGUCGUGCAAGAAGCUGCUCCUGAAGAUCAAGAUAGGAGUACCACGCCAAGAACUAAUAUUAACAGAGAAACCACUUCGGCAUCUUCGGCCGGCACCGGCGAUAAUUCCUAUGCGGAGGAAGCAGGUAGUAGUAGCGCGGAGCUGCAACAAGAGGCGCCGUUCCUCGACCAGGAAGCUUAUUUCGAAGACGAGCAUCUGCAGGACGACGAGGACGACAUCGUCCCCAGCGGUGGAACUACCACGACGGGCUCUGCUUUUAUUGAAGAGGAAGAAGAUGACAGCGGUUCCUUUUUCACGGAUGAAGAGUACGAGGAAAUCGAGAAUCAGGGGGACGAGGAUAUCGGUGUCGAGCAGCUGAAAAUGUUGCACGACGACCCGCAGGCUCGAGCAGAAGUACUAGAAGAACAACAAGGGGAGGAAGAUGAGGAUGCUGAUGAAUUUAUUCGUCCGAUGGCAGAAUUACAGCAGAAGGAGCACGAAGAGAAACUUCGCGGGCAAGUAGAGCAUCUUCCCAAAGUAGAACUUUCAACCAGAUCGUCCGGAACAUCUUUCAAUCAAAGGACGCUCCUUGACGUGGAGCAAAAUAAAGGCAGAGACGAGGUGGGACGACGAGGGGACAGCACAUCAUCAUCGGUGGACGACAAAAUUCUUCUGCACGAGGACCGCGACCGCGACGUUCAUCAACUACGCGGCAAUACGAAUCAUUUCAGAGGACGAGGAGCUGAUAGUAGCAGUACAAGUACUCAACAUACUAGUACGGCGUUUCUUGACCUGGAUUUCGCCGGGACGAGCAGUAACUACAGGCCGGUAAUGGAUGACGAGGGCACUACCACCUCUGCUACUGCUAGCAGACAACGAAUUACCGUUAGCACGGACAACGCACGAGGAAAACAGGAAGAUGAUGAUCAAGCGCAAAACCAAAAUGAUUUAGAUGCGGCAGUGGAACAAGAUCUCGCUCCACCAAGAAACAGGGAUCGUGUUACUUCCGCCGGCAAGAACAGCAGGAAAGCGACUGAGGACACAGAGGACGCACAACAACGAGGAGGCGAUGCAACUACAUCUUCCGCACUACUGCAAGAAACUACUACACAAGAACAGGGCGCGCGCGGCGGCGGACGUCUACCCGCAACUCCGCCACCAGCCCAGCAAGGAGUCUUCAGUUCGAUGGCGGGCGUGGUUUGGCAGCAGGCUUCGCAAAAUAUUGCGAACUACUGGGACCACUGGAAAGAACAGAAUUUACCUGAAGAGGCGAGGAACUUAUGGCGUUCUCAAAUGUUACAUUCUUAACUGUUACAUGAUUUGUCAUGCAAAAACACUAUCGCUCUGCACACGAUCAAGCCUUCUCCGCAUGCCAACUUCUCGACGCGCUGGAUACCAUUAAAAUCUGCUCCAAACCUGUAAUGCAAAAGGGCCAAUCUUUUCCCUUUCACUUUUGCCAUUCUUGCAUGACAAAUUUCAUGUAACGGUUGAGAAUGUAACGUUUGAGAACGCCAUAGAACUUGUUGCAGUCGUAUGUGAAUCACAACCGGGAAUUCAUGUGUGUCUGUGAAGGCUACGUGACCUAUGCAUUGCAAAAGUAUCGUACUCGUAUAAAUGCAUUACAAAUUUCCUCAGCAUGAGAAAUAAAAUUUGUAAUGCGGAUUUACCUUAAGAAAAAGAUUUGUACUGCAUGACUCCAAUACGAGUACGAUACUUUUGCACAGGAUAUGACCCUGCUGAAAGCAAAGUCCGGCUCUAAUAUGAAACGGAUGCAGUUUUACGUCGGGCCCUGGCGUUCCGAAGAUCAAGAUUUGCAAAAGCAAGUAUCGUCGUACCAUAUCCCGCAGAAAAAAGCAGGCAGGGCAUAUGUGUAAAAUAAAUUAGCACCCGGAUUAUACGCACCAGAAAAAUCUGUCAUGGGUGGCAAUCUUAAUAUAGCAUUUUUAUGCUUCGGACAUGCAGUACAUAGUCUAUUUAUUCACUCGUACUCUGCAUUUACAAAUAUGACCUGCGUGCAGCUUUUUUCUGUGUGAUAUACCAGAGCAGUUACAACAAGGACGGGGCGGACAAUAUCGUAAGGAAAAAUCCCUCCUCCCCAUAUCGAAAAGGCACGCCUCAGAGAAUUUGUGGUGCGGAUUUGUGGCCACAAGUCGCGUCAUCUGUCUUGCAAGAAAGCAACGGCAUAGGCUCGGGCCCAUUAUGCAGGCAGUUUGUAAUGCUGUUGGGCCUACAAAAAACGUUCCUCAUGCUAAGCGCCUAGGCCAAAACUACCUCUCUACAUUGGCAUGAUAUGGGCCUGCAGUCCACUACUGCAAGACGCAUCUGAUUUGUGUACAAAAAUCCAGUUUUGAUAUGGGCGGGAGGGGGGAUUUUUCAUUUUGAUAGGCAAGAGUGCGGCCGGCGGGAUGCUAGACUGGCUUCUCGGAAAAAAAGCCGACGACGCCGAGAUAUCAAAUCCAAAAGUGUCUGGGUCUGGAAACUUGUGACGCAAGUCUACGAAUUGUGGGCGCACUGCAAUACGCAGCCCAGCAUGAGGACACGUUUUUGCGCUGGUGUGUGUUUCGUUUUUCGCAUGACAAACUGCGUUCUUGCAUGACAGGCAAGAUGCCCUUUUCUGCUCAUCCGUCGCAGAUUUAAGACUCAUGCCAGACAAGCACGACAAACUUGCACUGUUGCAGACCCAGACAUAUUUGCAGUUGAUACGAGAUGGACCUUUACGACCAGCAUCUGAAACAUGAGAAAUAUCAGGACCCGACACCCAGCUACAUUUACAGCUCGAAAAGGCCGGUAGGCCGGAUUCAGGCGGAGGAGAGUAAGAACCACCUGUGUCCGACCUAUUGAGAGGAAAAAUCCCCCCUCCCCAUAUCAAAACGGAAAUCUGUGAUGCAGAUUUGCAGUCACAAAUCAGCUUUGUCAUGCUAAAAGGGAAAAGAUGCGGACUGUGGUGCUGGUUGGCGUGGGGAAGCCUUGCAUCUUCAGCAUGACAGGAAGCAACUGGAAGUGGGAAACAGCAUGACAAAUUGCCUGCAAACGAGGUGGCCACAACUGCGGCCCUUGGCCUUCUAGCAUUACAAGUCGAUUUGUGUACUCAAAUACAGCAUCACGAAUUUCGUUUUCGAUACGGGGUGGGGGGAUUUUUCCAUUUGAUACGACCCGAAAGGGCUUUUUUGCGGAUGGCAUCAUCUCCAGUCGCGCGCAGGGGUUAUCCUGAGUAAAAGCGUACCCACACUCACCAGAGUUGUAAUGCAGAUUUGCAAAGACAGGAAGACUUGUAAUGCGCAUCCCCAUGAGAGCCAUUUCCAAUCGUGUUUUGAAAUUUGUGAUGUUGUGAACAGGAUGAGCAGAUGAAUCUGUGACGCGGCUGCACUUGCUAACCUGCACUACACUGCAUAGCGCAACUUGUCACGCGUGACUCACAAAACUCCUAGGCUUGUGUUGCAAAAUCCUCAUCCUGACUCUGGUGUGGGUACGUUUUUACUCAGGAUAGGGCUUCGAGAUUCAUCACAAACUCUGGAUUCCCUUCCAAAACCGGAUGAACAACUACAAGUAUACGAACUGCGCCACUGUCGAGAUGGAAAACAAUUACAACCGGUUCGAGCUUUGGAUCACGAAGAUGAAGAAGGCCCGCGCCGGCGGGGCUCGCGAACACAAGAACAUGCAGGACGUGACCAAAAACUCCUACUUCUUGAUUAUCCUGUGGAAAAACGUCCCCACGACCCCAUAAGUCAUAAUCGAUGAUGGUAAAUCUGCUACACAAAUCCACAAGUUUUCGUUGUCGCGCAUGACAAGUUUGGAUUCGUACUGUAGUCCUGUUGAGCUAGUGGAACCGCAUGACAAAUUUACUACCUUAUUCUGAUUCCAGCAUGACCAACUCGCAGAUAGCAUGAGAAAAUGCUCCUGAUGGGGCUUUGCAUGAGAGACAUUUUAGGGUUGCAGACUUGCAUCACAACUUUGGGGCGGAGACGUUUUUGCACGGAAUAUUGAUGCCCCGGAACUGGAUCGAGAACCCCGUGCUGGAAUUUGACAAAAUGGGGGGCAAAAAAGCCCACCGGACCCACGCACAUACACCACCGCUCUUGAAUAAGCAGGAGCAAGGGCGCUGGCUGAACCUAAAGCGCCAAGCAGGGGGCAAAGCAAAGGGCGGAAAAAAGCAACGAGCGGCGCCACGGAAGCGAAAGCCCCCACCAUACAGCAAAUUCAAGCGGGACCUGUUUCACGUGACGAAAAAUCCCUUACCCAUGUUGGACUUUCUCAAGCCGCACGACACCUAUCGUACGAAAAAAGUGUUACACUGUAAGGAUUCUGCAGGUUUUGCAUCACAAGUUUGUUCUACAUGACAGAGAAAAUUUGCCAUGCAAGGUUCCUAAGGGAAAACACCGCUAAAAAUCCACUGUCUUGCAUGUGUAGCAAGACAAACACUUGUGACAUACAUUUUCCGCAUUAGUGAAACUACAGUUUUUUCUGGCGAUAACACCCCGCGCAAGAUGAAUGGGCUCUUCGUCCGUCGGACCUGCAACAUUGAAGAUUACUUAUCCACAAAAAAAGAACCGCCCCCAUCCGUUUUUUGCAUGGCAAGUAGUGGAAUUUAUGGACGUUUUGCAUGACAAAUUGGAUGGGGUUGGGGAUGGUUCUUUUUUUGUGGAUAUUAUUCCAGACAGAACUACGCCUUCAUGAAGAAUCGAAAAGACGACCGCUCCACAGCCCAGAUUCCCAACCAGUACUACAAAGACUGUCAGUACAUGUGCCGGUCGCUGAGCCCGGAUCUACAGACCCAAGGAGUAGAGCAACCAGCCCUGGUCGUCGAGUACAAUCCUGGAAUAGCACCGCCGCAAACGGUAUCCUGUGCAAAAGUAUCGCACUCGUAGUAAUUGCAUUUAUGCAUUACAAAUCUCCUCGUCAAGUUAAUUCAGCAUUACAAAUUUACUAAUUUAUAAUGCUGGGCUAAUAUGUAAUGCAAUUUAUAUAUACUAGUACGAUGCUUUUGCAUUGCAUAAACGGCCGCCCAGCUGCAGGCACAACAUGCCGCGGAAGAAGCUGAAGCUCAAGCACAAGCCGAGAGGGAGCGGCAAAGAGAAGAAGAGAACGCGCGCCGGCGGCCGCGGGGGGAGGAUGACUAUGACGAGGAGGAAGAAGACGUUUGAGCAUUAAGUACUGAAAUGUAAUUUUUCGCAACUUCUUCGACUACAAACACGACCUUGGCUAACACCGCGUCCCACACGACCUAGCAGUUUCUUCUCCCGCCGACGGUGGCAGUUAAAGUAGAAGUGGCGAACGAUCACGAUUUUCGCUAACUACUGCAGCCAGACGAACUGUCUUCACUUGCGAACAACACCAACCUCCUUGCGAACAAAACGAAAUAACUAUGAUGAAAUACGUAGCUCGUCCACGGCGCUGCUUGCUCCUCCGUAGUUCCAUCACGAUUUUUUUUCUGUGGGGGAGGUCCCACAAAGAAUUGGUUUCGGGGUAUGGGGAGCUGCCGGUCGUGGACGAGCGAGGUGUUCCUCGUUGAGUCUAUCUUAUCCAAGACCAGGAGAACAACAACUCUUACCACGGUUGUUUUCGUGCUGCUGGUACUAGUGAAACAACAAGAAGCGGCCACAUGAUUUUUUUUAGCGCCUGCUUUUACACGUAGUAGGACCAGCACUUAUUUUCAAAUUUUGUUGACAAGUCAAGAAUAAAUUGAAACCAUUCGUCAGAACGGUUUGCGCGAAUGAUGAAAAAACCUCUCAAAAUUGCUCAUAUUUCAAAUUACAAAGAACCCAAACUAUAGCAAACUACGCAUGAAGCUCGAAAUCAAAGAAGUGAUUUUUUUAUAACUACGUACAGUACAACGAUCUGUAAUCCUGCUACUGGUACCGUAAGAAGCAGAAGUGAUUCGAGAGAUAGAUUACAAUUGAACUAUAGAACAGCUACGUAAAAAGAUUAUGUACUGCUUUUUUUCGAAGCCGGUAUUUCUUUCGCUUUCUCGAAAAAUAUUAGGCCCAACAAAGUCAGUAUCAGCCUGAAUCGUCAUCAAGGCGAUAACAUCAAUGUCAAUCUUCAGCUGGGGUGGCGGAUUCAAAGUGAUCCAAAGCUCAUGCUGGAACAGAGCGGCAUUUUAGGAUCGGUUUGGGGACGAGGACCUCCACUAUUUACGCGUAUUUCAUCGCGCACGCGGCGCUUCUAAGUGCAUUCCAAUCGUCCUCCUCUACUGCCAGUCAGGUAGUUUUUUUGCUUGCGGUAGGAAGUAGGAAAGAACUUGAAUGAAUUGCUAAUGUUGGUCACAACGUCGACUACUUAUGUAAAUUUCGUAUCAAUGCGAUUUGGAAGUGGGAGAAAUAAUGAACCUGAAAAAAAAACGCGCUGCUCUUCUGUUUAUGAUCAACCUGCG